AUGUCCGUGGGGGCGUGGCUUUACAGUUCUAAGGUUCCUUCAAGUUACUUGGGAGCUGAUCAAGACUUCAAGCUAAAGAUGGUGAUGAUGAGUCGCCUGAGGGUCAUUCUUCAAGCCUCUCCAUGCAAGGCACAGUGGAGAAGGUUCCAGAUUCCGAGGUCCAUGUUAGCAAGGCCCUGCAGCCUCUACACCUGUACUUACAAAACCCGGAACCGAGCCUUGCACCCUCUCUGGGAGAGCGUGGACCUGGUCCCGGGGGGUGAGCGCCAGUCGCCCAUCAACGUCCGGUGGAGGAACAGUGUCUACGAUCCUGGCUUAGAACUGCUCACCGUCUCUUACGACCUGACCACCUGCCUCCGCGUCUGGAAUAACAGGUACUCCUUCCUCGUGGAACUUGAAGACUCUGCAGAUAACUCAGGCGAGAGCCAGACCUGUCUGUGGUCUCAUUUGGAGUUAAAGGGACAGUUUCAUGCAGUAAUUCUUUUAGUGGUGUUUCAACUGUACUUGGUACAUCAGAAUGCAAUCCAAUUUGAAAGCUUUGAGGAUGCAGCACUGGAGGAAGAUGGUUUGGCUAUGGUAGGAAUAUUUUUUAAGCUAGGCAAACAUCAUAAAGAGCUACAGAAAUUGGUGGAUACUAUGGCAUCAAUUACACAUGAGGACAUGCUUGUGGAAUUUGGGUCAUUCGACCCUUCCUGUCUGAUGCCUACCUGCCCAGAUUACUGGACCUACUCAGGGUCCCUGACUAUCCCGCCACUCUCUGAGUCUGUCACUUGGAUCAUUAAGAAGCAGCCCAUAGAGGCUGAUCAUGAUCAGCUUGAGCAAUUUCGGACCCUGCUCUUCACUUCUGAGGGGGAGAAAGAGAAAAGAAUGGUGAACAACUUCCGCCCCCUUCAGCCCCUAAUGAACUGCACUGUCAGCUCAUCCUUCCCUCACGACUAUGUGCUGAACAUACAAGCAAAACCCAAGUCGUCUACCAGCCAAGUGACCCCCUUAGACGCCAUUAUCUAG
Messenger RNA from Lipotes vexillifer (Yangtze River dolphin), 1008 nucleotides. RefSeq names its product carbonic anhydrase 5B (gene CA5B). Lineage: Eukaryota; Metazoa; Chordata; Mammalia; Artiodactyla; Lipotidae. The record is from RefSeq and is a predicted model, not a curated record. Gene Ontology annotation, molecular function: carbonate dehydratase activity; zinc ion binding. Gene Ontology annotation, cellular component: cytoplasm; mitochondrion.